AUGACCCUAGGAACUGCAAUUGGCGAUCCAACGGAAGCCAACUGGGUUGGAGAGAGCUUCUUGAAGAAUGAUAACAAAGAGCUCUAUAUAGGCAGUGUGAAAGGAAACAUAGGUCACCUUGAGAUUACAGCGUUUCUUGCCUCACUGUGCAAGGUUUGUUCCAUGUUUCAGUCAGGAAUUAUCCCUCCCAAUGUCAAUCUCCUCAAACCUAAUCCGGCUAUUCACUGGGAGGACUGCCACCUUCGUGUCACCUUAUCGCCAACCUCGUUACCUUGCCAAUCCACUACUGGACGCUCGCUGAUCUCGUUGGCGAGUUCCGGAAUUGGCGGUGCCAAUGGUCAUUGUGUUGUUGAAGGUCCUCCCACAGCUGAUCCUGUAGCGCCGUUCUGGCGGUUGGAUGCCAUUCAAGCUUCUUGUCUUUUGGUGGCGGGUGGCCUUUCUCCACGUUCCACAACAGCCGUAGGCGAGUCUAUACGAGCCAUAGAUAGUGAAAAAUUACCCUCUGUAGCAGCGGCAUUCGGACGUCGAUCCAGGUCCAUGCCUUGGCGUUCUUAUGCGGUUACUUAA
Suillus fuscotomentosus is the source of this 567-nucleotide messenger RNA. RefSeq names its product thiolase-like protein. The transcript has 2 exons. Gene Ontology annotation, molecular function: fatty acid synthase activity. NCBI's taxonomy places the organism in Eukaryota, Fungi, Basidiomycota, Agaricomycetes, Boletales, Suillaceae. Gene Ontology annotation, biological process: secondary metabolite biosynthetic process; fatty acid biosynthetic process. The coding region runs from base 1 to 567 and encodes 188 amino acids. The record is from RefSeq and is a predicted model, not a curated record.